AUGGAAAUUCCUUCGUCUUCAUCCGAAGUAAUGUGCACUGACACAAAAGAAAGAUUGGGCUUUCAAGUGGAUUUUUCUUGGGGUGUUGGUUCCCUUCGACAAUGUGCAGGAUUCCCGGCGCGAUUUCUCGACCCACAGGAUCAGAACUGCUACUUUACCCCACUUGGUUCCCUUGUAGUUUGCUGGGAUGUGACAACAAGACAAAGGAAGUACUCUUUUCAAGCCCACAGUGAUUUGAUUACUGUCAUGCUCUAUAAUUCCCACCUCAACGCCACUCUGACUGCGUGUUAUAGUGGUGAAAUUAAACUUUGGAGUCCAAACUGGGAAUUGCUCCUCAGCUGUAAUGCAACAAUUGGAGAUGUUCAUUUUGCUGACUGGUCAACAAAUGGAAAGCGAAUUGUACUCUGUGGCGAUAGUAUUCUUUCGGAUUCUGUUGUGAUCGUAUUCGACCUGGUUAAGCAGCACGAAAAAUGGGAAAUUCAAGAAAGGUGGACGGUAUCCCCCAAAACGCACAAAUUAGGCACUCAAAGUUCUUGCAGCUCUUUCCAAGAAAAAAAAGGUUCGGGAGACCUCACUGAAACACCUGAAUCAUUCAUCAACGAAGGCGAACCAAGCUCUACAUAUGUAGAGCAGAAAGAUUUCUAUGACAUGGCCAUCUUUGCAUCACAGAACAAUGUUAUUGCACUUCUUCAGAGACACCACAAUCAUUUCAGUGAAGCUCACCUGUUCUCAGAAACUGGCAUUUUCUUGAAAUCUCAAGCCCUAGAUCCCCUUGGAGAUUCGAAAGCAUCUAUGAUGUGUUUGUCACCAUGCCACAAUGGUAUUGUGGCUGUGGGAUUUCAGGGAGGAAUCUUUCUCCUGCUCCAUGAGGCUGAUCUGUCAAUUGCAUCAUUCCUUCAGGCCACAGGUUCAGCACAGGUUGCACUGUGGCAUGAAAACUACCUUCUUGCUGUUUCUUACAUGUCAGGAAUUUUUUCCUGGUGGACAACCGGAGGAGAACUUGUUCACGAAAUUAAAGGAGGCCCUACAAAUUCUAUUAUCCAUCUCAACUGGGCAGUACCAGGAAGAGCUCUAUGGGUAGGUGGAAUCAUGUCUCUCCAUCAUCUCUCAUUGGAAUACAACAACCCUGGAGACCAAUUUCCUCACUUUUUAAAGCAGGACCAUGACUUAAAAUUUCUUGAAGUCACUGGAUGUGGAGUUGCAAUGAAUGAGAAAAACUUAGUCCUGGCAGGAGAUUUCACAGGUAACAUCUACAUAUGGCAAAAGGGUAAAACUGAUCCAAUAUUCAAAACAAAGCAUGAAAGCUCCAUCAGAUGUCUUACCUGGAACAAUGACUAUGCUUUCAUUGGUUGUUUGGAUGGUGAUCUUCUAAGAUGGCUACCAAAUGGAGAUGUUCCUCCAUGUACUGCUUUGACUUGUCUUGGUGGCAUUUUGACAAUGGCUUGGUCACAUGAUUGCACCAGCUUAGCAAUUGGCUUGGACAGUGGGCAUCUGUGCCUUUACAUGUUUCAACCAAUCAACUCCUCUCAGCCCAAGGAACUCCUAAAUUUUAGAGCUCAUUUUAGUGAGAGAGAGGGCCAACAGGUGGCAGCUGAAAUCUGGAGUUUGUGUUGGAGUCCAUGUUCAUCUAUGAUUGCCACAGCAUCUGAGGAUCAGACAGCCUGUGUAUGGAAUUCCUCCAAUGGUGAGUACUGCUUUCUGUUUUCCAAGUGAUUAUUCAGUGUAUUAUACCAUAAAUUAUAGCUUGAUAGUAGACAGGCAUGGUACAUGUUGAAAUAAAGCCUAUAACUAUAUGCACAGCUGCACAAUUGUACAAGUAUCUUUCAAAGAUAAUCAGAUAAGGAUUCUACACAAUCAAGCUUUUUUUUUUUCCUUAGCAUAAUUAAUUUAUAGCUGUUCAAAGCAAUUUGAAUCAAAGAAAAUUCACACCAAGUCCAUCCCCAGGAAUAUUUUGCUCCCCAUCAGUUCUCCCCUUUUAUGGCAUGGCCUAAUUUUUUUUGGUUUAAUAUAUUUCAGUCAAAGAUCACUCAUUUCAGAAAUUACUGACAUUACUUCAACUUCAUCAAUAAGUAAUCAGUGAUAGUUGAUUGCUAACCAGUCAAUGACUAUUUGAAUGAUUGAUGCCGAUUUUAACACUAGAAUAAAAUAAGUAACAAUAACUAACAUCUCAUUCAAAUGGAGAUAAGUUUAUAAAGUGUAUUUCCCCUUGCAUUCACUGCAAGUAGACACUGAUUUUUACUAGAGGUCAGAACUAGCAGAAUCCUCUUUGUGUAUACUAUUUGGUAUAUGAGCAUGAAAAACUCUUCAUGGAAAUGCAAAUUUAAAUGAAUGCAAAUUUCAAAUUUUAAUAAGUCAAUGGUUAAACUGCUUAAAUUAUGCACCUGCAUGAACAUAAAUGGAUCAAUCACUAUAUCUGAAGGUAUUACAUGUAAUACCCAUAGUAUGACUAUUAAAUACAGAAACAUUUGUUUUAUUGAACAUUUUGUCUUGGUUACUGGUUUUAUGAAAUGCAAUUGAUGACGUUAUGUUCCACCUGCUCGUUAUGUAGUGAAAAGCAUAUGUACAUGUAUCAAAAGUUAUGUUCUUGUGUUGCUACUUCAUGUUGAUACAUGUAGUUCUCAAAUCUACAGUACUGAAUAGCAUAUGAAAUCUGAACAGUGAAAAGUUAAUAUUAAAAUAUUAAUGUUUCAAUAAUAUAUUUACACCUUUAGAAAUAACAUUAAAGUAGUUGAAAGUGUAGCCAUGAACAUGGGAUAUGAUGCAAUGUGCAAAAGUAUUGAUUUACUGAGUACUUUCAUUUGUGUGUCUGUAUCCUGUGCUUGAGUGGAAAGGACUGAUCAUUUUAUCUGAGCUUUUGCACAUAUAUAAGGUUUAAUUUUUUUUGCUUCAUGCUUAAUUAUAAUUUACAUACAUGUAAUAUUGAAAGAUUAUUUCACUUUCUAAACAAUGAACACUUUAGUUCCACCUAUUGCAUUGUUUUAAUGAUUAAUAGUUUUCAAACAACCGAGUGACCCAAUUAUGUGGUGAUUUUUACUGGCUGGUGAUUUCUAAUAUUUUUAAUUAAAUAAGGAAUUUGCAGGUAUGAAACUGGAAAUACAUGUUUGUUUUUGGAAAUCUAUUGUCGCCAGUUUGUCAAGUCAGUUUUGUGACUGACUGGCCACUGGGUCCUUGAUUUGUAGUUGUUGCCAUUUUUGUGUCCUUAAUGACAUUUUGUAAAAUAAAUGUAUUUGUUCGUUGUACAGGUAAAUAAUUUGCAAUACAACAGAUCAGAGAAGUCAAGUUGCUUAUCAGCGCUUCUUCUUAUUAUUCUUUGUUCAAAGCAUUUAUUUAUUUUCUUAAAAAUUUGCAUUCAUUUGGUAAGCUUUCCCAUUCAUUGCCAUUCAAACUUUCUCAUUCAGUUAAUUUUCCUAUAAUUAUAGACUGAAAUGAGCAAUUCAGAAUCCAAAAUUUUCAGAUGAAAUCCCUGAACCAAUCAAUAAUGGUCUAAUCGCAGGGCAGGACAUCUUGUUUCUCACUGAUGAACAUGUUUUGCACAAUAUACAAAACAAAAACAAAAGAUGAACAGCUAUUUUUACUUUAGAGAAUUGCAGGGUGUUUUUUUUAAUUUUUUUGUUCUGAAGAACAGUUAUAAAUCAUCACAAUCAUUGUAUUCUUUAGGAGUAAAAAUUAAAACACUUACUGGGCAUACAACAGCUGUGACAUCAAUUGACUGGAAGGAAAUGGCAAAUGGGCAGUUGUUAUUGGCAACUUGUGCUGAUGACAGGACAGUGCACUUACGAGAUGGCGUUAAUUUUGAGAUGAAGCAUGUCUUUGGCACAAAAGACAUCCCAGGAUGGUACACACUUACCUACCUGAGCUUGAACCCCACCAAGCAUUGGUGUCUCUGUUCAACGCAGAAUGGGCGUUUAGUUCUCUGGGACUGCUUGAGUGGUGAAAGACUUGCAUGCAGGAAAAUGCAUGCAGGUUCUAUUGAAGGAUUGGUGUGGAACAAUGAUUAUUCUCUGUGUGCCACUGUUAGUUCAGACUGUGUAGUGAACACAUUUAGUGUGGACGAAAUACAAUCAAAAUUGUGA
This is a messenger RNA of Pocillopora meandrina, 4073 nucleotides long. NCBI's taxonomy places the organism in Eukaryota, Metazoa, Cnidaria, Anthozoa, Scleractinia, Pocilloporidae. The record is from the annotation of a GenBank genome assembly.